GCUUGCGUGAACGCGGUUCCAGGGCUGUGCCACACGCCGACCGCUAUGGUGUGAGAAGCUCCCGAGGUCGCUACGAGUCUGGACAGCAACCCUCAGGAAUCCUCCCACUUUCUCAUCUCUUUCUUCCACUGUCGGAACCAACGUCUCUGCAUCUCAAGGAACGAAAGAUUCUGGGUUAAGUUCCCGACCAAUCGUUCCCGCCUCGUUCCCGUCUUCUAGAACGCGGCCCGCAACAGCUAGCGGCCAGCCCUUGAAUGAUGGCGUCGCCCGCUAUUGAGCCGCCUGUUGCAGGAACGACUACGGCUGCCGAUCCAACGAUCAUUGAGAUCGAUCCUGAACUCGUACCCGGCGACAAUGAUUCAUCACUAGGAGACUUCAGUGACGAGCUAAAUUCGUUCACGACUUCGCUGUCCCCCAGCGUGACAAAUUACCCGCUCGAGAAUGGACGCCGAUAUCACGCUUUCAGGCCAGGAGUCUAUGUCUUGCCAAAUGACGAGGCCGAAUUGGACCGGCUCGAUAUGACGCAUUUCAUGCUCAAAAAGGUGAUAGGUGACAAACUUCAUCUUGCACCUCUACCGGAUACGAUUAAGAGAGUGCUUGAUUGUGGAACUGGUACUGGCAUAUGGGCGAUUGAAAUGGGCGAGGCACACCCAGCUGCUGAAGUGCUCGGAAAUGAUUUUAGCCCAACGCAACCGACAUGGGUCCCCCCAAACGUGAAAUUUGAAGUAGACGACCUCGAAAGUGCAUGGACUUACACCGCCCCUUUCGACUUCAUUUUCGGCAGAUAUUUAUGUUGCGCGAUCCAGGAUUGGCCAAAGCUCAUCAAAAACGCAUUCAACAACACCACUCCUGGUGGCUUCAUCGAAUUCCAAGACUGGAACCUCAAAUACCACUCCGAAGACGGCUCGCUGACCGAGCAGCACGAAGUUGCCCGCUGGGACCAGAUCAUCAUCGACCUAUCAUCUCAGAACGGCCGCGAACCAAAUCCAGGGCCACUGCUCGAAGGGUGGAUGAAAGAUGCCGGUUUCAUUAAUGUCGUUGCGAAGAGACAUAAGCUUCCUAUUGGGCCUUGGGCGAAGGACCCAAAACAAAAAGAAAUCGGCCUUUUCAACCUCUGUCAGAUCAUCGACGGAUUAGAGGGCUUUUCAUUCAGACUCAUGACCCAAAUCUUGAAAUGGUCGCCUGAGGAGGUUGAGGUCUUAUGCGGGAAGGUCCGGACGGAGUUAAAAAGCAAGGGUUUGCACGCGCUGUUGGAUUUUUGGGUCUGUUAUGGCCAAAAGCCCGAGUAAUGUCUAUAAAUUGAUUCUAUGUCUAUUUUAUUCUUUGCUACUUAGCUAAAAUUCGUACUUCAUUUGUUGCUG
This is a messenger RNA of Mytilinidion resinicola, 1361 nucleotides long. Its product is annotated as S-adenosyl-L-methionine-dependent methyltransferase. NCBI's taxonomy places the organism in Eukaryota, Fungi, Ascomycota, Dothideomycetes, Mytilinidiales, Mytilinidiaceae. The transcript has 10 exons. Gene Ontology annotation, molecular function: methyltransferase activity. The record is from RefSeq and is a predicted model, not a curated record. Bases 255 to 1289 code for a protein of 344 amino acids.